Molecule: messenger RNA, 3186 nt
Organism: Pyrenophora tritici-repentis Pt-1C-BFP
Lineage: Eukaryota; Fungi; Ascomycota; Dothideomycetes; Pleosporales; Pleosporaceae
Product: WD domain containing protein
Biological process (GO): positive regulation of transcription by RNA polymerase I; positive regulation of rRNA processing
Cellular component (GO): nucleolus
Molecular function (GO): RNA binding; protein binding
Source: RefSeq, a predicted model, not a curated record
AUGGCCGACGUCGCUCCCCAGUUAAAACGGAAGAGAGAGGAAGCGGCGGCGCAGAAGAAGGCCAAGAAGCAGAGGAAGGACGAGGCGGCGGCUGCGCUCGAGAACAGUCGCAAUGGCCAACCUGGAACUCCGGCGACCAAUUCGACACCCAAAACCAAGAAUACGUCUACGUCCAAGAAGCAAUCAAAUGCGAUGCCCACGACGAAUGGUGCGAGCAAAGAUGCGACGAGUGAAACACCCGUAACUGCAUUGAAAGCCAACAAAUCUCCAGCACGGGAAAAUGGGUCUGCCAAUGACGAUGAAAAAGAUGCAGCCACUGCGACGCAGACUCCAAGUAAAGCGCCUAAACGAUUAGUGGAGGAAGUAGUGAAUGGCGAAGCGCAUGGCACACCACAGGCGGCGGAGAAGGUAGAGCACAAAAAGAAGGACAAGAAGGAGAAGAAGCGCAAGGACAAGGCGAAGCGUGAUGAACUUGUCGAGACAGAACCGUCAGUACCGAUAACGAAGAGCAGAAAGUCGACACGUUAUACUACAUCUGCAUCUCAAGGAGGGUGGUUUUUGCCUGCGGAUCCUAUAUUUUCUACUGAUGAGAAAUAUUUGCUUGUCGCCGAUUCCAACAUCUUGCGCGUCUACAGCACCGAGACAUCUCUGCUCGCACAUACUCUAUCCGAAGGAGACAUCGGAAACAUUACAGCCUACGCUCUAUCGGCUACUUCGCCUCACUUAGUUUACGUCGCCUAUUCCGUCGGACAAAUCAUAAUGUGGGACUGGGUAGCUGCUAGACAGAUCGGUCGCUGGCAUGUUGAUGUCAAAGUCAAAAACAUGGCAGUCAUCAUCAAGCCUGCGUCUGAUGAAGACUUUGUAUACUGCCAUGAAGCAGACAGCGUCUGCAUACGAGCACUUCGCACCAGCCGCCAGACGUCCGAAAAGUCCGAGAGGUCACAACUGAAGCAGUUGCUCAAGACCAACUCCGAGAUUUGCGGUAUCAGGGUGCUUCUUCAGGGCAAAUACGUCGUCGUGGCUACUGCCGAUUCCAUCACUAUUGGAAAGCGCGUAAAGCCCAGCAGGACAGCUCUCGCGGAGUUUGAAUAUCUCUGGCGCGAAUUCAAGUUGUCAAAGCACAUCACCACUUUCGAUGUUUAUCACCGCGAGCAAAAUGAGCCUGGCAAUGGAAAAAAGGCCGCACAUGACCAACGAGACGUUAUCGACAUUGCCGUUGGUGACGAGACUGGUGUCAUCCUGCUCUUUGAAGACAUAUUGGCCUCCAUUGCUGCGGUUGAGAGCAGUCAAAAGGGCAAGAAGGAUAGGCUGGACAGCGCUGAUAGUCUUAGGCCAAAGCGAUUGCACUGGCAUAGAGAAGCGGUGGGUGCAGUCAAGUGGUCGCUGGAUGGCAACUAUGUCAUUUCCGGUGGCGAUGAAACUGUCCUUACGAUCUGGCAGCUUGCCACGGGACUACCACAGCAUCUGCCCCAUCUUUCCGCCGCUAUCGAAAACGUCGUCGUCUCUCCCACUGGCGCAUCCUAUGCCUUGACACUAGCCAACAACUCGAUCAUUGUCCUUUCCACGACCGAACUCGAGGCGCGGUCGAACAUCAUCGGUAUUCAAUCACGACGAAUUGAUAUCGACCAACUGCCCAGGGAGACAAAGUCUGACAAGAUGCAUCUGGAUAUGUUUGAAGCGGUGCCUACAUGUGUCAAUCCGACAAACCCUUACGAAGUUGUUUUUGCGGUACCUUCGUCACAACCUCGUCGUAAGAAGGAGGGCCUGAGGCCCGAGCCAUACCUUCAAACUUUCGAUCUAGCCAAUGAACGCGCCAAGGCCCGACAGGCACUCACUCGCAACAAUGCCACAGAGUCAAACGUAGGACCCGAUGGCAGCCGGAUCAAAGAGCCCAAAGUUACCCAUAUUCAGAUCAGCCAUGAUGGAGAAUGGCUCGCAACUGUUGACGAAUGGAUUCCACCGCGGUCUGAUACCGGUUACUUGAACGAAGGCAUUCCAGAGUUUAACGAGCAAGAGCGUGUGAACCGUCGCGAGGUGUAUCUCAAGAUCUGGCGACGCGACAAAAACACUACGCAGUGGAAGCUGGAAACUCGAAUCGAUGCGCCGCAUUUCUUUGAGGAUGUCUGCGGCAAUGGCCGUGUCUUUGAUCUCAUUGCCGAUCCUGCUAAUGCCGGCUUUGCUACUGUUGGAGAAGACCAUGUCGUACGGAUAUGGAGACCCAAGACGCGCUCACGCGACGGGGUCGUGGUUCGCGGAGCUCAGCAAGAAGGACUCGUCACGUGGUCUUUGGAUCGCACAGUUGAGAUCAACGACAAGCUUGAUAUUACCGAAGGUUCACAACAAUCAUUGCCGCCACGCACUUCACGCCUAGCCUUUUCUGCAGAUGGAUCCGUUCUUGCCGUCUCCAUCUCAUGGGACCUUGAAGAAGAUGCUGGUGUCACACACUUGAUUGACGCACACACUGCGACAAUCCGACGAUCACUAACCGAGAUUGACGUGACAGCGCUCUCUGGCAUGGGAUUUGUAGGACAGUACCUCAUCGUAGUCGCCGACGCCAUUACCGUCUGGGACAUGGUAUCUGACCGUCUCGCACACAGCCUUGCUAUCCAAACCCCUAGUAUGGGACGUCUGGAACGCGUACCCUUGGUUCGACUAGCCAUCAAUGAGACAGACGGCACUUUCGCCGUUUCGCUCCCCCAAUUCGAAAAGAACGAGAAGUUCUCGACCAACGUCAAAAGCGCUUCAUCCAGAGUAUGCAUCUACACGCCCGAGCGCCAGAACCCAAUCUUCAAAGACACUUUCUUCGGCAUCUCCCUAGCCCUCGUCUCAAGAAGAAGCGAAAGCGGUUACGUGGUGCUUGAUUCUCGGUCUUACAUCAAAACCAUCACCCCGACUGCCGGUCCUUUGCAACUCCCCUCUCCCCCGCCAGAGACAACCGACAUGCGCGUGACUUACCUUGCGACACAAGAACAAGAGGAAGACGAGGAGAUGGCGGACGAUAGACCAUUGGCGAAGUUCGUUGUGGAGGAGGAUCUCACGCAGGACAUGGAGUAUGAUGAGCAUGUGUUUAAUCUUCAGGACCUGCAGAAUGUGCUGCAUGAUGGAACGGUGCCUCCGCCGCCACAGGGCCUUUUCACCAAUAUUUUGGCGCUUAUUGGAGGGAAACAACAAAAGGUUCAUGCGUAG